This is a messenger RNA of Mytilus trossulus (common blue mussel), 4854 nucleotides long. Its product is annotated as sushi, von Willebrand factor type A, EGF and pentraxin domain-containing protein 1-like. The transcript is spliced from 28 exons. NCBI's taxonomy places the organism in Eukaryota, Metazoa, Mollusca, Bivalvia, Mytilida, Mytilidae. The record is from RefSeq and is a predicted model, not a curated record. Gene Ontology annotation, molecular function: calcium ion binding. The coding region runs from base 67 to 4647 and encodes 1526 amino acids.
UAUUUGCAUCCUGCAUCAUAUGACUUCCUGCAUAAGACGACGUCCUCAUUUGGGAAAUUGGUCAAUAUGUUUGAAAGGGACAAUUAUCUAUCAUUUAGAUACAGCAUGUGGAUGGUUAAGCUGUUGUUUGCAUUUGUUACUUUGUUUUCCACAAAUGUGUUUGGGGAAAACGAGGAACAUUGUCCGGUAUCUUCAUUGACUGAACAUUUUCAUGUUCAACCAGCUAAUUCAAACGUUAACGAUCAUGUUCCUCAUGGUACAAAAUUGACAGUUAAAUGCGAAUAUACAAAAAAGUUUACCUGUGCAUUCUGUCAAAGAGGACAAUGGACGGUAGAAGAUAAAGAUUGUUCUUUAGCAAUUACUAAAGAACUAGCAACACCUUCGAAGAGAAGAAAACGGCAGACGAUUGUGGACCUUAUUGUAAUGAUAAUCAGUUUGUUCAUCGUUCCUCUACUGAGACUGAGAGAUACAACUAAGCCACAGAUUAACAACUGUCCACAUGACAGAACAGUUGCAGCUCUUCCAUUUAAGCACUAUGCCUUUGUUGAUUGGACGUCUCCAACAGCCAUGGAUGACAAAGAUGGACCGAUUAGCGUCAAUAUUGAUGGACCUUAUAGGUCGGGAGGUCCAUUUUUUGAACAAGAUGGUAAACCCACUGAAGUUGGUUAUUAUGUCCGAGAUCGAGCAGGAAAUAUGGCUACUUGCAACUUCAAAAUUAAAGUAAAAGUCACACGUUGUCCGGUACGUUCAAACAACAUACCAGAUGGAUAUAGAACUUGUCAUCCGAGCAGUGAUAUGGUUUAUGGGACAGUCUGUUGGUAUGGCUGUUACCAGGGACAUACGCUAAAGGGAGCGCCAUCAAGAAUAGAAUGUUUAGAAACAGGUGAAUGGUCAAGCCCAAAUCAGCCAUAUUGUGAAAAAAAGAAGUGUUUACAGAUUGUACCACGUGGUAAGCUAAGCUUUUCGUGCACAGAAGAUUUUUUCUUUAGAUCUAUUUGUACAUUUGGGUGUGACGCAGGAUUCGAUAUUCCUACAAACCAGAGGAGAACUAAAGUUUGUCUGGCAUCAGGAUAUUGGAACUCACACGAUCCUGAUUGUAUUGACGUUGAACCACCUUCUUUUGAACAAUGUCCUAAUACCUUAAUGUUUUAUCCUGGGGAUAAUAAAGACACUGCCUAUAUUUACUGGGAUACACCAGCAGUAAUAGACAACAAAGACAAGGGAUUGGAGCCUACACAAGUAAUAGGUCCACCACCAGCCUCCGAACAAGGAGUUAAUAUGUAUAAUGUCAAGUAUACAGUAACAGAUUUGGCAGGCAAUGAAGGGAGGGGGUGUUCAUUUAACAUUGUGGUUAAACAACUGAGAUGUCCUAAGUUAUAUCCACUGCCUUAUAUGAAGUUAAACUGCACCGGAACACGACGUGGUUCUGAGUGUGCUUUUUCAUGUCAAGAUAACUCUGCUUUAGUUGGAACAAACAACGCCAACUGCUAUAGAAAUGGAAGUGAUCCUUAUGCGAGUUGGGCUAUGGAUUUUCAUCCGUUCUGUAAACCAUCAAAUGGUUGUCCAGAUAUAAUACCACCGGACAAUGGAGCUAUGGCAUGUGACGUGUGGGUUGGUGGACGAUUCUGUCACCCCUUGUGUUCUCAUGGAUAUUCUGUACUUGAGUCGUUACCGAAUUUCAUGGUUUGCAUAGAAGAUGGAACUUGGACAAAUCUCAAAAACUUGUCUGACUGUCAUCAAACAGCAAACUCAACACAUAGAUAUGUUACAAUGUCAGCUGAGUGUUAUUUCACAGGAAACUGCAACGAUCCCGAAACUCAGGCUGAGAUUAAGGAAAACUUUAUGGCUGCAGUUCAAAAUUCCAAAUCUUAUAUGGUAAAGAAAAUGUGCAGAAGUCCUGAAUGCAAUAUUGGAAACAUAAAGGUAAUAUGUCCACAAAAACAUAAGAAAAGGUCAACAGAUACCAUGAUCAUCACCACAGAAAUUUAUUUCGAGUCUGGGAAUGAUACACUGACAUCACAGCAAUAUGAAGCUGAAGUGAAUACUUUUACAGAGUUUAUUACUUCCCUUGAAACAGAUCUCAAAUCGGACAACUUUACUCUCACCAGCGAUGACCAGUAUGUUACUCUCCUUGGAAUGACAUCAAAUGAACUUCUUCUAGAUUGUCCUGCAAAUUCUGUACCCGUUUUCAAUAAUAUUAUUGCCUGUGUGCCAUGUCCACAAGGUACGUUUUAUGACGGCAGCUCAAAAACCUGUAAUACUUGUUCCAGAGGUUCAUACCAACCACAUUUUGCUCAGGAUGACUGUUUUCCUUGUCCCUAUACUCAGACAACAGCCAGAAUUGGUGCUAAAGAUGUAUCAGAAUGCGAAGAUGCUUGUGAACCUGGUACCUGGUCUAUGACUGGUAUCCCACCAUGUGUAGAAUGUGAUGUUGGUUAUUUCGAGAGCAACUAUGGUUCUACAGUUUGUCAACAAUGUCCAGGAAAUCGCAUCACCUUGAUGGAGAGAAAUGAUAAUGUAUCUAAUUGUGUUGAUUACGAUGUUGUUUUCUCCAACAGCACAGAAACUGCUUACACGGAGCUGCAAAUAACUGAUAUUCCACUUCAAACACCAUUUGUGGUGACUUUUCAUAUACACUGUCAAACUUUAUGCAGAGGAACAUUAUUUGUCGUAGAUUCUUCUGCAUCUGACCACAUUGAAAUGACGUCUGAUAUGUUAACUAUAAACACAAACUCAUCGAAUGCUUUUGAAGGUCUUAAUCUGUCAAAGAAAUGGUUUCACAUUGCAUUACAUAUUAGCACAAAUGAAAGUUCAUUAUUUGUUGAUGGAGAACUGCAUAAACUAUUUGCAACCGACGUUAACGUUUCCCAAGAUGUUGACUUGAAUAUAACUUUAGGAGGUAACGACUUCAUGGGAGCCAUUUCUCAGUUUAGCAUAGUUUCCCAGCAAGAGUAUAUGGAUAACGAACAUAAGUUUUCGAAAUGUAAUAGUGAAGGUGUGUCCUCGGGAUUCGUCAACUGGAAUGAAUUUGUUUAUAGCAAUCUAAUGAAUGCGUACAUAAAUAUUCCGUCAAAAUGUGAUGAUAACGAUGAUUGCCAAAUGAAUCCCUGUGUAAAUGGAAGUUGCACUGACAAACUACGAGGAUACAGUUGCGCUUGUGAUAUAGGUUUUACUGGCAGUAACUGCGAUAUAAACAUUGAUGACUGUGCUGUACAUGUCUGUCAGAAUAAUGCAACCUGCAUAGAUGAAGUGAAUAGUUAUGCUUGUUCAUGCGACUAUGGGUACACAGGAGAGCUAUGUGAAAUUACAAUGGUUGACGGCAGUUGGUCUGACUGGGAUAACUGGACAGAGUGUUCCGUAAGCUGUGGUAAUGGUACAAUCCAACGUUGGCGGGCAUGCGCAGAUCCCCUUCCAGAUAAUGGAGGAAAACAGUGUGAAGGAUCAGAUACAGAAAUUGAAAUAUGCAGCUUAGAACCUUGUCGAGUAUGUACAGAGUUAGUUGAACCAGCUAACUCCACCUUGUCCUGUGUAAACAACAGCAAUACCAUAACAUGUGUACUUAAUUGCGACGAAGGAUUUGACUUUGACCAUGACGUAAAAGAAGAAUAUGUGUGUGGAAAUGAAACUUACUACUUUUGGGAUUUUCAGACAAAUGAUAACCCGUAUGGUCGACUACCUCACUGUACAGAGAUUGUUCCAUCAACAAAAAUUCAUGUCAAUCACACAGCGUAUUACAACAUGGAGGGAUGCGAUACUUCAUCCACUGCCGAUGUGAAAAACAACAUAACGGCUAUUAUUGAGUCAGCUGCCCUACAACUUACAUGUGUGACGUCAAACAUCUGUACCAUAACAAGCAAUGAAGUUAUAAAUUGCGACAUUCCACAAAAGAAUUUAGACACGAACUCUUCUGUGGGUUUUACAGUGAAACUGACAUGUGAUACAACUACACAUGGACUGGAGACCUGUGUUUAUGGAUUCGGAGACGCCGUCACAAAACUUAAAGAAUUGGAAAACGGAACUGAGUUAGAUUUUCAACAAAAUAGUAUAAUAUAUAAAAUUGUACAGAAUAGUUCUACAUCUGCCAUCAGUUUGAAUUGUCCAUCUGGCACAGUUCCUGUUAUUGCAUACUGCGUGCCAUGCAGCGUUGGUCAUUACUCUUCAAAUAAUGAAUGUAUGUCAUGUGACAAAGGAACAUACCAAAAUCAAGAUGGCCAGACGUUCUGUCUGUCAUGUCCAAAGGGAAUGACUACAGAAGGAACGGACUCUGUUUCUAUUGAUGACUGUUGUGUACCAUUACCAAUACCUAAUGAAGAGAAUACUUUGAGCAUUAUUUUAGCAGUGUGUGCAAGUUGCACGGUCCUUGGUAUUUUGAUGGGUGUUAUUGUAUUAUAUUGCAGACAAAAAGGAUCGUAUAAGAUGAGUAAUGUAAUAGAUAGUGACUUUACAAUGGAUGAUGGCUGUUAUAAUAUUAGUAAGCCCAUAAUAGACUCAAAGGCAAUAGCAUCUAUCGAAGGGUUUGAUUUUGACACUAUCACAUUGGGAGUAAACUCUCCAAGUUCCGUUAGCUCUUCUUCUCCACCAACAACACUGGAGCAAGACGAAGCGAAAAUUGUUUCAAAGUUUGACGGUAGUAAGGAUGACAAUUAGCAGCCAAUCUUGUAGAGAAAACGUUGGACACCUGAAUCUUUGAAUGGCAUUAAAGUUGAUUGUUGAUGAUAAAAUAUAUCACAUCAGUUUGUAACAAAUCUAUACUGUAGUUCGUCUAAAUGUCAUGAAUAGUCUUUUUUCUUUAUGGUGGAUAGAUAUUAUAAAUGUUUCUGUAUUCAAAUAGUUAAUAAAACGUUUUCAUUUAGA